CCCAGCCGCGCCACUGUCCCCGCCGAGCGCUUAGUGCCGUCGGAGCGCGGCUCUCAGCCUUUCCCGGCCUGCCGCCGCCUCCAGCGUCCCGCAGCCGGCCGUCGCCGGUCAGCCGCUCGCGAGCGCGGGGGAGAGAGGACCCGGGCAGGCGCCGUCCAGUCCCGGGCGCGGGCACAGCUAGUGAGGGGCUAGGCCCGGGGACGCCAGGGUGGCGGCCACGAUGGUGGCCACGUGCCUGCAGGUAGUGGGCUUCGUCACGAGCUUCGUGGGUUGGAUCGGCAUCAUCGUCACCACGUCCACUAAUGACUGGGUGGUGACCUGCGGCUACACCAUCCCCACCUGCCGCAAGCUGGACGAACUGGGCUCCAAGGGGCUGUGGGCCGACUGCGUCAUGGCCACGGGGCUGUACCACUGCAAGCCCCUGGUGGACAUCCUCAUCCUGCCGGGCUAUGUCCAGGCCUGCCGAGCCCUGAUGAUUGCAGCCUCGGUCCUGGGACUGCCCGCCAUUCUCCUGCUGCUGACAGUUCUCCCCUGCAUUCGUAUGGGCCAUGAGCCCGGUGUGGCCAAAUACAGGCGGGCUCAGCUGGCUGGUGUGCUGCUCAUUCUGCUGGCUCUCUGUGCCAUCGUCGCCACCAUCUGGUUCCCCGUGUGCGCCCACCGCGAGACCACCAUCGUGAGCUUUGGCUACUCCCUGUAUGCGGGCUGGAUCGGGGCUGUGCUGUGCCUCGUGGGUGGCUGUGUCAUCGUCUGCUGCGCUGGAGAUGCCCAGUCGUUUGGUGAAAACCGCUUCUACUACUCUUCGGGCUCCAGCUCCCCGACUCAUGCCAAGAGUGCCCAUGUAUAAGAGGGCUGCUGCCUGCCUACCCAGGUGCUGCAGAUCCCGGGCCCGUGGCCCCGGUUUUGCUUGCCACAGGCGGGGGAAAAGCCCACUCCACUGCCAGGCUCCAAAGCCAAAGCUGUAGAAAAGCAUCCCGUCUGGCAUGUUUUAGUCUUAAUACCCCCUCCCCAUUUGUUGCCUUAAAAGAGAUCUUAAGUUCAGAAAAUGCCCACACAUUUUUCUCAUGGCUUUGCCCAUUAAUAGCUCUUUUCUUGGGCAUUCCUUUGUUGUUCACCUAUAUAUAUAUACCUAUACACAUAUAUAUGUAUAUGUAUAUAUAUCUCCUCUCUUUAAAUUUUAAAUAUCUUGCAAACACUGCUGAAUUGAGUGUAGAGAGAGAAAUAAAAGACACUUUUCAAACUGUUACAGAUG
Mustela erminea (ermine) is the source of this 1249-nucleotide messenger RNA. It is a transcript of the gene CLDN11, whose product is annotated as claudin 11. The transcript has 3 exons. Gene Ontology annotation, molecular function: structural molecule activity. Gene Ontology annotation, biological process: cell adhesion; bicellular tight junction assembly. The record is from RefSeq and is a predicted model, not a curated record. Gene Ontology annotation, cellular component: plasma membrane; bicellular tight junction. Lineage: Eukaryota; Metazoa; Chordata; Mammalia; Carnivora; Mustelidae. The coding region runs from base 221 to 844 and encodes 207 amino acids.